Messenger RNA from Miniopterus natalensis, 5442 nucleotides. It is a transcript of the gene ENTPD5, whose product is annotated as ectonucleoside triphosphate diphosphohydrolase 5. NCBI's taxonomy places the organism in Eukaryota, Metazoa, Chordata, Mammalia, Chiroptera, Miniopteridae. Gene Ontology annotation, molecular function: hydrolase activity. The record is from RefSeq and is a predicted model, not a curated record.
UUCCUCUCUUUGAAAUCAAUAAAGAUACAUUUUUUUAAAAAAAAGUGAACACAAAAUAUUAUGCAAAUACUAAAUAUAACUUACUGUAGCCCAAUUUCUAAGAUGGCCCCCAAUGAUCCUCACCUCCUAAUAUUCAUGCCCUUGUGUAUUCCCCUUACAUAUUUCAUCAGGGUUGCUCUGGAUGACCAAAGGAAUAUGGGGGGAAUGAUAGUUAUAAAUAAGGCCAAGUCUUAAAAACCAUUGUCCUUCUGCCUUGCUUUCUCUUGAGUUGUCCACUGUGGAGGAAUCCAGCGAGCAUGUUGUAAAGACAUUCAAGGCCUUAUGUAGAGUCUGCAUAAGAAACAGCUGAGGCUUCCAUUCAACAUACAGCCAUCAGCUUGCCAACCAUUGAGUGAGCCAUCUUGGAGAUGGGUCCUCAGCCUCAGUGAAGCCUUCAGAUGACUGCAGCCCCAGCCUACAUCUUGUCUGUAAUAUCAUAAGAGACCCUGAGCCAGAAUUGUCCAAUUAAGCCACUCUCAAAUUACUGAACUACAGAAAUUAUUGAUCUACAUGACCAGCUUAUUUUCUGUAAAAGAAGAAUCAGCCAAAGGGAGUAAUUUAAGAUCCACUGCAGGUGUUUGAACAGCAUUGCUUCUGCAACAAAAGCAUAGAGUCACCACAUCUUGGGAAUAGAAUGACCACUUCCUGGGGAGCAGUCUUUUUCAUGUUGGUAGCAUCCUGUGUUUGCAGCACUGUCUUCCACACAAACCAGCAGACUUGGUUUGAGGGUGUUUUCCUGUCUUCCAUGUGCCCCAUCAAUGUCAGUGCCAGCACCUUGUAUGGAAUUAUGUUUGAUGCAGGGAGCACUGGAACACGAAUUCAUGUUUACACCUUUGUGCAGAAAAUACCAGGACAGCUUCCAAUUCUAGAAGGGGAAAUUUUUGAUUCUGUGAAGCCAGGACUUUCUGCUUUUGUAGAUCAACCUAAGCAGGGUGCUGAGACUGUUCAAGAGCUCUUAGAGGUGGCCAAAGACUCAAUCCCCCGAAAUCACUGGAAAAGGACCCCAGUGGUCUUGAAGGCAACAGCAGGACUGCGCUUACUGCCAGAACAGAAAGCCCAGGCUCUGCUCUUUGAGGUAAAAGAGGUCUUCAAGAAGUCACCUUUCUUGGUACCAGAUGACAGUGUUAGCAUCAUGGAUGGAUCCUAUGAAGGCAUAUUAGCUUGGAUUACUGUGAAUUUUCUGACAGGUCAGCUGCAUGGCCACAGUCAGGAAACUGUGGGGACCCUGGACCUGGGGGGGGCUUCCACCCAAAUCACGUUCCUACCCCAGUUUCAGAAAACCCUGGAACAAACCCCUAGGGGCUACCUCACUUCCUUUGAGAUGUUUAACAGCACUUAUAAGCUCUAUACACAUAGUUACUUGGGAUUUGGAUUGAAAGCCGCAAGACUAGCAACUCUGGGAGCCCUGGAAACAGAAGGGACUGAGGGACACACUUUUCGAAGUGCCUGUCUACCAAGAUGGUUAGAAGCGGAGUGGAUAUUUGGGGGCGUGAAAUACCAGUAUGGUGGCAACCAAGAAGGAGAGGUGGGCUUUGAGCCCUGCUACGCUGAAGUGCUGAGGGUGGUCCAAGGAAAACUUCACCAGCCAGAUGAGAUCCAGAGAAGCUCCUUCUAUGCUUUCUCUUACUAUUAUGAUAGAGCUGUUGACACACACAUGAUUGAUUAUGAAAAGGGGGGUAUUUUAAAAGUCGAAGAUUUUGAAAGAAAAGCAAAGGAAGUGUGUGACAACUUGGAAAACUUCACUGCAGGCAGUCCUUUCCUGUGCAUGGAUCUCAGCUACAUCACAGCCUUGUUGAAGGAUGGCUUUGGCUUUGCAGACAGCACCGUCUUACAGCUCACAAAGAAAGUGAACAACAUAGAGACAGGCUGGGCCUUGGGGGCCACCUUUCACUUGCUGCAGUCUCUGGGCAUCUCCCACUGAAGCCAGGCCCUUCCUCUGAGGCCUGCAUUUGCCAACAACCUUUUUAACAGGAGAAGGAGAGAAGACUCAGCCAUGUUCUGAGGUAGUCUGGAAACCACCUGGAUUGAAACCCAGCAGCUGGCUUAAUCAGGAAGAAGGGGCUUUUGUAGACAGCUCUUGCCUCUAAGUCUAGAGAUUUGGGUUUAAUUAAUUUUACACAUCUAAUAGGAACAGGUACCUAACCAUUCUGCUUGCACAGCUGGUACCAGAGUCUAAAUUUUUGAGCAUACUUGUUUGUCACAGAGAGCCAAAAGGAAUAGCUUUGGAACUUAACCUUGGAGAACCCAGGGACAAGUCCCUGGGAACCAAAGAAAAAUCUCAUUUCAACCCUUUGAGUGCCUCAUUCCUUUAAACAUUUUCAUUUUCCUCUUACAUGCUAAACUCAGCUGACUGCUCUCCCAUGGCCUAUCAACACCAGUAUAUUUUUCCUUCCUGCACAUUGCCUUGUCCCACCUUUAUCACACCCAUCCACCUACCCCCAAAGAAAGAGAAAAGAAAAAAAUACCUGGUUUUGUAACUCAAGGGGAAAGAAAGAUACAACCUCUGAGGUUGGGUGAUCCUGCCUUGCACUAGCUACAAUCAGCCAGCUGAGAGCUGUUCUAACUCUUAGCAGGAUGGAGAGCCACUCCUACCUGCAGAUUCCAGCCUUAAGAGAGGAGGCCAUCCUGUCUCUAAGGACAUGUUUGGGAGGGUGUGGCUGCCUUGUAUAGGCCACUUUCUUUUAUUCAACUUUUUUUAAGUCAACCGUGGGAUUACUGAACAUGUCCAUCCUAGGAAUAUGUGUUUAUUCAGUGCCAGUACCUCCUUCCAGGCUCUGUUAUAGUAAUUUGUCAUCCUAAGCUGCUUUCUUUGUAUUUCUAAGAAAUACAUCUAUACCGUAGCUAUUUGAGGAUCUAGAUUUUGGUCGCAGCUCCUUUCAGUUUGCCCUUCUAUUCUGUUCAUAGCAGUAUCUCUUCCUACCUGGCCCCCUGAUCAUUUUAGCUAACAUACUCUGAAUUAUUUGUCUAGUUCCAAGGUUUCUGAUACCUUUCUUGACGGUAACCUAACAUUUUAAUUGGUUGGCCAUUGUGGCCCUCAUCAGUACUGUGGAUUCUCUUUUUUAGUUGGAAUGCUCUGAGCUCUUCAUUUUGUGAAUUAUUUCCCCUAAAAUUCAUUAUCUUGUACUUUCCCACAUGACAUCACCUGCUUCUUGUCUACCCACUCAAGUGCUCUUGGGCUCAAAGGAUCUUCCUGUUGACUGGCUCAUUUACUUUGGCUCUUUACUUCCAGCUUCUUUCCAGCAGUUUGAAUCUCCCAAACUUAUAGCUUUCACAGUAGACUUUCUUUCAGCUCUCUCACAAAAGGUGUUGAACACCUGGCUCUCACACUAGUUCCUGGGGAACCUUAUUUUUUUGUUAUUCCACUGAGUCAAUAAAUAUUUAACAUCUGAUGUGCAAGUAACUAGGCAAAUUUCUGUAUACUCAUCCCCCAAAUUUUAGUUUUUCUUUUAAAAAGUCAAUGUGGAAAUCUCUUGAGAUUCUUCACACUGACUUUUAUUAUACCAAGGUCACCUUGAUACCUUUGUCUUCCUCAAAAAAUGUUAAUACAUAAUGAAAUAGAAUCUUUAUAGAGUUGGAAACAGCCCAGAGAUAUAAUCCAGUCUUCUAACUGUUGCAGAAUUCCCUUAAAACUUCUAACUGGCUGUCAUUCAGCUUCUGGUUAGGCAUGUUUUCAGACAGCUCAUUCCAUUUGGGACUGCACUGAUGUUAAAAAUUCCUCCUUAUAUUGAGCUGCAAUCUGUCCUCUCAGUGAUCUUCUCGAAUCCUUCCUUUCAAUCUUCUGAAGAAAGUUCCUCCCAAAUCCUUUGUGGUCUCUUCUUUAAUAGAACACUUGGCUUCUAGACCUCUUACCAUUUUUGUCACACAGGUAAUGUGUUAGAACCGGUCAUACACUUAAUGUUGUUCCACAUGAUUAGGGAGAGACCGGUUUCUCUAGUAGAAACCAAGUUGUUUUCCCAAGAGGUAAGCUGGGUUCACUAAAGAUUCGUUUGACAGGUCCAGAGAGGUAAGAUUCCCUGGUGUUUGUCACAGCUUAUCUCUGAAGAUUUCUUAUAGACUGAGGCUGUUCAGACUCCUUUGGUCAUCCCAAGUACCUCCAGAACUCUUAGAUGCAUUAACUCCAGAAAUGUAUCUACAUAUAUUCUGAUCAUCUUGAUUAGAGCAUCUGGAGAAUUAACCAGUUUAUCCAUUUUAGGAGGAAUUUGGAGUAAGAAUUAUUAUUUCUUAGGAAAACAUGACUUGUCUAUAAUGUCCUUUCUGCCCCUCAGUAUACCUUUUGGGCCUCUUAUUAAGGAAUCCUAUAGUGUCUAAUAUUGCUGGUUAAAGUUUCUUUCCUGUAAAUGUGUUUAUAUAUUUCAAAUACAUAUCACCUGGCCUGGCACACAGGAUGUUGUGUGUUUACCAUCUUCAUAUGAAGAACAUCCUCUGUGGGUUAUGGAGAGCCUUGCAAGAUGUGCCUUAAAAUUCUUCCUAUUUUGCUUGAUUUUUUAUUUACAUACUUUUGGAAAGUCCAUGUUUUCCCUACCUGGGCUACCUUUCCAUUCUUAUGUGAAAGCUGACCCCCUACAGUGACCUUUCGAGACUCUUCUAGUAGUCACACAGCUUUCACAGUAGUUGCUGGGCACAUUUUUCCUGAGAUUCCAGGUACAUUUGUGAUAUUACCACUUUUUUAUUCUAGUGUCUUACACAUUUUCUACAUUUGCCUGAAAAGCUCCCUUGUAGUAACAUAUUUCUCAUUUCUUCAAAAAUUAUUCCCAAGAAUAACUUUGCUUGGUUCAAAAGCAGACUGUUUCUUCUCAUUUCAUCAUCAAAUCAGACUUUUGGGGAAAAUGUUCUUUACAGUAUACAAAUCUAACGGAUCCAAAAAUCUCUUCGAGAGGCAUCUCUGGUACUUCGAAGUGAUUUCUUCAAACACCCAGAGCACCCCCACCCCCAUCAGCCACCUGUCUGCAACCAAAUAUGAACAAAUUCUGCUGCUAAUCAGAUGUUCCCUUUGACCUGGCUCCUGAGGUUUCAAACCUGUGCAAUGAAAUUAUUUAUUUUUAUUAUUAUUGAACAGACAAUGGUGUCCCAGAGAGGAACCAUAAAUAAAACUGAGAUCUGUUGCUGUGAUAAGUAAUAAUGAGCAUUAACAAGAUUUGGUUUUCUUCUUAGAAAGUCCAGUGCAUGUAUAACAAAGGUUAAAGCAAUUUGUUUAAUUUAUUAAUUUUGAAGCAGCAAUUCGAACAAAAAUGUACCAAUUGAAUAUUUCUAAUUCUUAUCUCGAUCAAAAAAUUGUGUAAAUUUAUGACCAGCAUUAAAAAAAAACCCUGUACAGAUCUUCUCUUUAGAAAGGAUUAACAAGUAAAAAUGAAUGCCACAGCACCUUAGUAAUUUGUUUUAGUAAUAAAAAGUUUUCAACAAAAA